AUGAUUUAUAGAUUGGCCAUGAUUGAUCCGAAAAUAUUAAGGGACAAAUUUUACUCUUCCGAAAGCUUUGAUGGGGUUGAAAUCCACGGGGCUCAUGGUUACCUAAUAGACCAGUUUAUGAAAGAUCAAGUCAAUGACAGAACUGACGAGUAUGGAGGGUCUCUGGAGAACCGUUGUCGGUUUGCUCUAGAAAUUGUUGAAGCUAUCAGUAAUGAGAUAGGAGCAGAUAAAGUUGGCAUUAGGCUCUCUCCUUUUGCAAAUUACAGUGAAUCAGGAGAUUCAAAUCCUAAAGCCCUGGGUCUUUAUAUGGCUGAAUCAUUGAAUAAAUAUGGUAUUCUCUACUGCCACAUGGUUGAGCCAAGGAUGGUAACUGUUGGAGAAAAAAGCGACAGCCCCCACAGUCUUCUGCCCAUGAGAAAGGCAUUUAAUGGCACUUUCCUUGUCGCAGGGGGCUAUAAUAGGGAAGAUGGUAUCAAAGCUGUGGCUGAAAACCGUGCCGAUCUUGUUGUUUAUGGUCGUUUGUUCUUGGCCAACCCAGAUUUGCCAAAGAGAUUCGAGCUAAAUGCUCCUCUGAACAAGUACGAUAGAGAGACAUUUUACAUACCUGAUCCUGUUAUUGGCUACACUGAUUAUCCAUUUCUUGGAAGCACCAAUUAG
This is a messenger RNA of Ilex paraguariensis (yerba mate), 657 nucleotides long. The record is from the annotation of a GenBank genome assembly. NCBI's taxonomy places the organism in Eukaryota, Viridiplantae, Streptophyta, Magnoliopsida, Aquifoliales, Aquifoliaceae.